Rana temporaria (common frog) is the source of this 1123-nucleotide messenger RNA. RefSeq names its product angiopoietin-related protein 5-like. NCBI's taxonomy places the organism in Eukaryota, Metazoa, Chordata, Amphibia, Anura, Ranidae. The record is from RefSeq and is a predicted model, not a curated record. The transcript is spliced from 7 exons. Bases 102 to 881 code for a protein of 259 amino acids.
AUUGCUAUCCUAGAGUGAUAUAAAAGGAUGACUCUGAAAGGAGAAGGAGGAGGAGGACAACUGAAAGGAACUACAGAAAAUAUUUUCUGGAAGGUGAAAGUAUGGCAGACUACAGACUAUUCAGCUGUAUUUUAGUAAUAACUUUGUGUUUUCAAGGAUUUCAUUCACAGCGUCAAGUAACUCAAGGACGCGAUUGUUCCGAUAUAUGGCUGAAAAACAAGAAAGCACCUAGUGGAGUCUAUCUAAUCAAACCAGAUGGAGCGAAUGCCCCUUUUCAGGCUUACUGUGAAAUAACAAAGAGCGGAGGGUGGACUCGUAUCCAGUUUCGUAAUGGAUUAGAUGGACUCAAUUUUGAUAGAACGUGGAGCAUCUAUGAACAAGGGUUUGGAAAUGUCAACGGUGAGCAUUGGUUGGGACUGAAAAAUAUGAACAUCCUGACUAACCAGAAGAACAGAAAAUGUAAACUACGUAUUAACCUGCAAGACUUUUCCAAUGCCACGGCCUACGCACAAUAUGGCACCUUCAACAUCGGCGCCAACUCCACAUUCUAUCCGCUAACAGUAGGAAAAUUUUCAGGCACAGCCGGAGAUGCAUUCAAGGGAACUGUAGCCUCAGAGAAUCAGUAUGGCAGAGCUUUCAGCACCAAGGAUUCCCCCCAUGAUGGUUGCACUCCGAGAUGUCGCGUAGAUGAUAUGCUAUUUAAGAGCUGCAGUCACAAAGUGAAUUCCGGCUGGUGGUUCAAUGCCUGUGGAUUGACCAACCUCAAUGGAAAGUACUACACACCACCAAAUCAUACGUACCAGACGUCUUUUUUGUCUUGGCCAACAUGGAGGCUAUACGAAUCUCUGAAAUCCACAACAAUGUCUGUGAUUUGUAACUAGAGGGGAAUUUAAACAAGGGGAAUUAUUUCUGUAAUUAUUUUGUAUAUCUAUAACAAUAUUUGUAUUUAGAUUUGGAUGGAGAAGGGAAAAGCCUGACAGAGAUUCUAAACCCUCCUCGCUCUAUCCAAAAACUGGAAAAAAUGUUGCCUGAAAGCUGAAGUUUAAUCUGCCGAUAGUUGCCUUCGUUGGUUCCUUCUUCCCUCACUCAUGAACAAUCUAAUAAAAGUUUUGAAGAAAAAAAA